This is a messenger RNA of Malus domestica (apple), 1254 nucleotides long. NCBI's taxonomy places the organism in Eukaryota, Viridiplantae, Streptophyta, Magnoliopsida, Rosales, Rosaceae. The record is from RefSeq and is a predicted model, not a curated record.
AUGACAUCCUUAGAUUUUCAUAAACUAUGCCCUCUGGCUUAUUGCCUUGUCUUAUUCGUACAACUUAUUUCACCGCCAAGUUGUGUUGCUUUUGCUUAUGCUACUUCUACUACUGAAGCAGAAGCGCUUCUCAAAUGGAAAGCCACCUUUCAAAACCAUACCCACCUGCAAAAUCUCACCUCGUGGGCUUACCUACCCGCUCAUACAAAAGUAGCCCCAUGCUUCUGGACUGGUAUUUCAUGCAAUGCUGUUGGAAGUGUCAGUGUGAUAAACCUUACCAAUUCCGGUAUACAAGGUACGCUACAUGAGUUUUCAUUCUUGUCUUUCCCCAAUCUUCAAUACCUUAAUCUCAGCUACAAUAAUCUCUUUGAUGUAAUUCCAGCUCAGAUCAGUUCCCUUUCCAAACUCAUCUCUCUUGAUCUUUCUAACAAUUGGCUCAGUGGUUCAAUCCCAACAUCCCUCGAUGAUCUCACAAACCUUACCACUCUCUAUCUCCAGAGUAAUAAUCUUUCUGGCACCAUUCCUAAAGAGAUGGGGAAAUUAAAAUCUCUUGAGGUGCUCAUUUUGUAUGAGAAUCAGCUUAACGGUUCAAUCCCAUCAUCCCUAGGUCAGCUCACAAACCUUAACACUCUCUAUCUUUAUAGCAAUAAUCUUUCUGGCACUAUUCCUAAAGAGAUAGGGAAAUUGAAAUCUCUUGUGGACCUAGAAUUGUCUGAGAAUCAGCUCAGUGGUUCAAUCCCAUCAUACUUAGGUCAGCUCACAAACCUUACCACUCUCUAUCUCGAUAGUAAUAAUCUUUCUGACACUAUUCCUAAAGAGAUAGGAAAAUUGAAAUCUCUUGUGGACCUAGAAUUGUCUUAUAAUCAGCUCAGCGGUUCAAUCCCAACAUCCCUAUGUGAUCUCACAAAUCUUACCACUCUCUAUCUCUACCAUAAUAAUCUUUCUAGCACAAUUCCCAAAGAGAUAGGGAAAUUAAAAUCUCUUGUGGACCUAGAUUUGUCUGAGAAUCAACUCAGCGGUUCAAUCCCAACAUCUCUAGGUGAUCUCACAAACCUUACUGCUCUCUAUCUCCGGGCUAAUAAUCUUUCUGGCUCCAUCCCCGAAGAGAUAGAGAAUUUGAAGAAGUUGGCUACACUGCAAUUGGGUAAUAACCACUUAAUAGGUUAUAUACCCCAAAAUAUUUGCUAUAAUGGACAACUCCAAAACCUUUCAGUGAGCAAUAACCAUUUGACUGGUCCAAUCCCCAAAGCUUGA